AUGUUGGAUUGCAGUUCCGUAGCCGAUACAUUUACGGGAACCUGGGUUGAAGUUGAAAAAGCUUUGAAGCUUUUCGAGAAGAUAUAUAUUGUGAGAGAAUCUAAAUCAAACAAGUUUGACCCACAUGAGAAGUGUGAAUCUGCUGUGCUUGUGGGUAUUUUUGGGAACAAAAAGAAACUGGAACCCCUAAAGGAUCCAAAUACAUGA
Messenger RNA from Trichobilharzia szidati, 207 nucleotides. Lineage: Eukaryota; Metazoa; Platyhelminthes; Trematoda; Strigeidida; Schistosomatidae. The record is from the annotation of a GenBank genome assembly.